Messenger RNA from Monopterus albus (swamp eel), 2742 nucleotides. RefSeq names its product vacuolar protein sorting 4 homolog A (gene vps4a). The record is from RefSeq and is a predicted model, not a curated record. The transcript has 11 exons. Gene Ontology annotation, biological process: endosomal transport; vacuole organization. Bases 217 to 1527 code for a protein of 436 amino acids. Lineage: Eukaryota; Metazoa; Chordata; Actinopteri; Synbranchiformes; Synbranchidae. Gene Ontology annotation, molecular function: ATP binding; ATP hydrolysis activity.
UGUAUUAGCUCCCUUGUCGGUAGACGCAGUGUUGCUGUGGUUUUGUUAGGUGAGGCGGAACCAUUAUCUUUGCUAGCUAGCACAUUAGCAACUGUUCUUAUCAUGUGAAGAGCAACCUGUCACCUCACAAGAGACUGUUAGCAUUUCUUCGCUUUUCCACCUUCGGUGAGGAUCAGAGGGGAGGUAUCUGGGCAGAUAACAAAAGAGUGAGAUGAAAUGACAACGUCAACAUUACAGAAAGCGAUUGAUCUUGUGACCAAAGCCACGGAAGAAGACAAGGCAAAGAAUUAUGAGGAGGCCUUGCGCCUGUAUCAGCAUGCUGUGGAAUAUUUUCUUCAUGCCAUCAAAUAUGAGGCCCACAGCGACAAGGCAAAGGAAAGCAUACGAGCAAAGUGCAUGCAGUACCUGGACCGAGCAGAGAAACUUAAGGACUACUUGAAGAAUAAAAACAAACAAGGCAAGAAGCCAGUCAAGGAGGCACAGAGCAAUGACAAGAGUGAUAGUGACAGUGAAGGUGAAAACCCAGAGAAGAAGAAACUCCAGGAGCAACUUAUGGGUGCUAUUGUAAUGGAGAAGCCCAAUGUCAGGUGGAAUGAUGUGGCUGGACUGGAGGGGGCCAAGGAAGCACUGAAGGAAGCCGUCAUCCUGCCCAUCAAGUUUCCUCACCUCUUCACAGGCAAGCGGACUCCAUGGCGAGGCAUCCUGCUGUUCGGCCCUCCAGGGACGGGAAAGUCAUACCUGGCUAAGGCUGUGGCAACGGAGGCCAACAACUCCACCUUCUUUUCUGUCUCUUCUUCAGACCUCAUGUCCAAGUGGCUGGGAGAGAGUGAGAAGCUGGUGAAGAACCUGUUUGACCUGGCUCGCCAGCACAAACCAUCAAUCAUCUUCAUUGAUGAGGUGGACUCGCUGUGCGGCUCCAGGAAUGAGAAUGAGAGCGAGGCUGCCCGCCGUAUCAAAACAGAGUUCCUGGUCCAGAUGCAGGGUGUGGGAAACAACAACGAUGGUAUCUUGGUACUGGGAGCCACCAACAUCCCCUGGGUGCUAGACGCUGCCAUCCGCAGAAGAUUUGAGAAGCGUAUCUACAUCCCUCUGCCGGAGGAGCCGGCUCGGGCUCAGAUGUUCCGUCUUCACCUAGGCAACACACCACACAGCCUGAGCGAGGCCGACCUGCGGCAGCUCGCCCACAAAACAGACGGCUACUCUGGAGCCGACAUCAGCAUCAUCGUCCGGGAUGCUCUCAUGCAGCCGGUUAGGAAGGUCCAGUCUGCCACGCACUUCAAAAAGGUUUGUGGUCCAUCCCGAAGCAACAACCAGGUGAUGGUGGAUGACCUCUUGACGCCUUGUUCACCCGGCGACCCUGCAGCCAUAGAGAUGACCUGGAUGGAUGUGCCUAGUGAUAAGCUACUGGAACCUAUAGUCUGCAUGUCGGAUAUGCUGCGCUCUCUGUCCACCACCCGUCCUACUGUCAACACUGAAGACCUGCUGAAGGUGAAGAAGUUCACAGAAGACUUUGGGAUGGAAGGCUGAGAGACAGAGCCCCCACCCUGCCCCGCCUCUCCCCAAGUCCAUCAGAAGGGUCAAACAGCUCAUCUUCCUCUCUGCUGCUAUACCAUCCUGUAGGCUGUUGCUUGGUUCACUGCCUCUCAGGGAUGUCAAAUAAAUCACUGGUCUGUUUAAAGAAAAUGACAAAAAAUCCAGUUUCCUAUUUCUGAAUAUCCAGUCCAGUGUUUUUGACUCCUUGGAGGACGUAGACCAAAUGCAACAAUAGAAAAUUUGGUCUAAUUGGGUAGUUGGACAGUAGAGCCCUUGUCUUUCCCCUGUUUGGGACAAGGUCCUGUUGUAGAGCAGCCACUAAAGUGCAUUCACUACAGGAACUUCUCAUCUAAGCUGCACCAACACUAGAAAAGCUGCAUUUGAGUCUAAAGGCUUAAAGUUUGUCCCUCUCUGAGCCGACUGUGUCUCUGACUGAAGACUGUGUAUUUUGUUGCCAUUGUGCACUUUGCUUUGGAUCACAGUGAAGGACAGUGAUGUUCAAAGAAACAGAAGAAAGUAGCUCUACUGCUAGAUGUACAAGUGUGUGAAUGCAUCUGUUUUUAUUAAACGUACGUGUCUGCUUAUGUGUAUAUGUUAGGAGCUCUAUUACUUUAUUUGACAAGGAGUUAAAUUGAUUAUUGCUGCCUCCAUGUCCUCCGUGUGUGUGUCACGCCUGUACCGCAGUGCUAAGCAUUCAUGCUCAGUAUUUAUAGAACAAGAGAUGUGCUUAGUUCCACAAUCCAAAAACUUGACAGAGGUUUUGAAAAGAAAAAUCCUCUUUGCCCUUGAGGUAACAUUCUUACUAAGAAGCUGCUCCGGAGUUUUGAAUCAUAUCACGUUUUUCCUCAGCAGAACAAGCUUAUAUAUUUGUCAUGGGAUUGUAGAUAUUGAACUUGUUUCUGUAAGGACUUACACCCUUGAAAACAGCAGUUACACAGGUGGAAAACUGUUUGUGGUAACAUCUUAAGCUUUCAGUCACAUCAUAUGAAGAAAAAGGCAGGGAAAAAAGUUUUAACGUGCUCCAAAAAAGUUUAGAAUUCCAUGACAACUGGCUGAAAUCUGUCAGCUGAUGAUGAUCGUGCCAUGAUCACAAGCUCCACAACAGCUACUAAACAGGCGGUGGCGACAGUUUUCUCAACUAAUUCCAAUGACAAGAAUGAACUCUGUACAGUCCAGUUGCUAUUUAAAUAAGCAGUGCAUUUCCCAGAA